This is a messenger RNA of Didymella exigua CBS 183.55, 793 nucleotides long. RefSeq lists its product as uncharacterized. The transcript has a single exon. Lineage: Eukaryota; Fungi; Ascomycota; Dothideomycetes; Pleosporales; Didymellaceae. The record is from RefSeq and is a predicted model, not a curated record. Bases 283 to 708 code for a protein of 141 amino acids.
ACUCUCUGGCAGACAAAGGCCUGGAACCGACACGAGAAGAUCUGGACGAGUUCGACUGCUGUUUCCGCUCUCGACAUGAUAGCCUCUUGGAUGCGCGAGUUUUUCUGGGACCGACAUGAAGCGGUCGAGUGUGCUUUGGCUGCUGCUGGAAUUGGGUCGCUGGACGACUUCGAGUAUUGACGACCUUCCAACGUCUCACUUUUGGAGUCACGGACCUCUCACCCCUCUCGAUCGUUUACCCACUUUUCCAUAGUAGAUGAAGAGCAUACAUCAUGGUGUCGAAUGCUGCAUUAUACUUGUUGUACUUUAUUGUUCAUGACAGCGGGCCGGAUACUGUUGUAUAACCAUACGGUAUCGGCCAGAGUUGAGCGGAUCAAUCAGCCAGCUCCUCUGACAGUUCCAACACAGCUCAAUUCUUCUGCGGCAUAUGAAAAUCCGCCAUCUACCUUACUCAAUAUAUAUCGCCUUCUCUUUUGGAAACCUUGUGAUUGUCUCAUGGCAAGCACGCUUGCGACUGACAUAUCUUGCUUACAGAUCCGAAAGUCAAGAAUCCCCUCUCAGCAUUCCAAGACGUGUGUCGACGGUCGCAUGAAGCCGUACAUUCACCUGUUGAACCAGCAACGUAAAAUUCCAAUUGAAGUCUCGGUCCUUCGCCGACGAAGUAGGCCUCGAGUCGAAGGCUCUCGCAGUAAUCUCUUGGCCGACUAAAGCAACGAGCGACUACAUUCCUGGCUCUUUCUUCAAAUUUUGUCAGAUAUUGUCCCUCUGCUUGACGACACCCUGUCAGCUUGAC